AUGAAGGAUCAGAAAUUAAGGAAAAUGCUAAGUAUUAGCGCAGUAAUCCUUGUUCUUCUUACGGCAGCGUGCCAGGGGAGCAGGGGUGAGUUUGAUGAGAAGGAUGCUGGCAGCGUUGAUCUGUGUGUGGGAGAAAAAAGAAAGGCAGCUGGAACAGGUAGUUCUAUGAAUCCGUCUUCUACUGGCCAAUUUAUAGUAGGCACUAAAAAACAAAAAAAAGAAUGCAGUGCAUCGCAGAAAGAGUCCAAUGCUUCUGAUUCAGAGGAAGAGAUUGACAUUAUGACAGUGGACGAUGUGCAGCCAAUGCAGGUCGAUCAGCAAGUUUUGCCGAGUGAAAACAAACAAGAAGAAGAAACAAUGGAACAGAUAAGACAGAGAAGGCGAGAAGAAGCAGAGGCGAGAAGGCAGAAGGAGCAAGAGAAGAAAGAGGAAAGAGAGAGAAAACAAGAAGAAUUAAGGAUACAGAUACAAGAUAGACAAAGGAAACUAGAAGAGGCAAAGAUGGAGAGACAGAAGAAGCAAGAGGAAAAAGAAAAGAAAAUGGAGAAAAAAGAGUUAAAAAACAUGAGCAAUAUCAAUGCUAGUCUAUGGAACAACAGAAGACUGGAGAACAAAAGAAGAAGAGGGUACAAAACAAAACACGAGGCAGUUCAUGUCACCAAAAUUUCCGAUGAAAGCGAAUUUAAAGCCACAAGAACUGCGGCAUAUCAAAGAGCGUUUAGAAACUAUAUCAAGAACUUUUCUGAAAUAAUUUCCGAAGAGGUAGAAAAGAAUAAGCUGUGGUACUGCAUUGCAUGUGAGUCCACGUACAUAAGAGGUAGGUAUAAGGCUCUUUUGACACUGCGAGAUCUAUUUAAAAAUGGCAAUAAUAAGGAAGAUGCUGAAUGCACGGAAAAAGUGAGAAAGCUGGAGGGAUACUACCCGAGUGUGUUUGACGAGAUGAUAAAAUACAAAAACAAACACCAGCCUAUGUUAACAGAUACAAUCAAGCCUCUAACAGAGUGGAAGGAGACCCUGGGAGAUGUGUACCUUCGAAAAAAUCUCCAGCCAAACUAUCAUCUGAUAGACAAGAACAGUGAUGUCAGGAAGUACGACGAGAAGUACCAUGAGACAGUGCGCGCAGUGUGCAUGGUUCUGGUGCUGCCUGAGGUGUACGAGGACUUCUCGACGAUGGAUAUAGACUAUGUGUCCGCUGUCCAGACAUCAGACAAUACACUCAGAGAGAGCAAAAAUAAGAAAAUCCUUCUACCACUGCACAGAAUAAUUGAAAAGGUUAAAAAUGAACAGGAGGUCACAGAAGACAUGUACAAAAACCUCUACGAUGCCUUUGUGCUGGUAUACAGCGCAGAAGAAAUGCUAGGACUGACAGCUGCGUGUCUGUACAGGGAUAUGUACAUCUCUCUUGCAGACUUCUAUGAGAAUGCAAAAGUCUAUUACGAAAUCCCAAGGACUUCCAAUAACAAACCAAAGGCUUCUAAUAGCAAACCAAAGGCUUCUGAUGACAAACCAAAAGCUUCUACUAGAAAAUCAAAGGCUUCUGAUGAUAAACCAAGACCUUCCGAUGACAAUAAAUACAUUCUGCUGGGUAAACCCGUGAUAAAACACCAAAAGCAUGCGGUGUACACAGUAGAAGCAGACAUAGAGUCAAAGGAGGUAUACACAAGAGCAAAGAUCGUAAAACGUUCAAUUGACGAGAACAACUGGACAGUCUCAGCGAAUGUAUGCGACCACUACCAUGUGUACUAUCUGGACAACGACACAAACUAUCUUAGGCUGCUGUGCAUGCCCAUCUAUGAAGACAAAAGAGGAGUGAAGCACUACCUGCACACUAUCGACGACAUAGUAGAGUACAUAAAAGACCUGCACGGGAUAGAGCCAGAGAAAGACCACGUGCAUCCGUUUAAAGUGGACAGAGAAACCAGUGUGUGGUCGUACGUUAAAGAGGAUGAAGAAAGAAGGCAGACAGUCAAGGACUUUGCAGGGCACGAGGUGGUGUUCUACCGCAUCGAAGAGGACC
This is a messenger RNA of Nematocida minor, 2017 nucleotides long. RefSeq lists its product as uncharacterized. NCBI's taxonomy places the organism in Eukaryota, Fungi, Microsporidia. The annotation marks the transcript as partial. The record is from RefSeq and is a predicted model, not a curated record. The transcript has a single exon.